Messenger RNA from Protopolystoma xenopodis, 507 nucleotides. The record is from the annotation of a GenBank genome assembly. Lineage: Eukaryota; Metazoa; Platyhelminthes; Monogenea; Polystomatidea; Polystomatidae.
UUUUCUUUGCUUUCGUGUACCUCUCUAGAAACGUCCUCACAACCGCUAUCUACUGAUAAUGUAAAUAAUGAUAAAACAUUAACAGAUGAUAAGAUUGCUGAGCUUGCUGCCCAGUUAGAAACUAGGCCGAUUGAACCCAUGGAAGGACCGGUCGCAAUGGACAUGUACUCCGACGCACGGCACAACUUUAUUGGGGACUCAAGCAAAGCAGAAACGCAUAUAACAGAAACAUAUUCCGGCAUUGCCAGAACAGCUUUACGAUUAGGCGACAUCAAAAGAGGUAUGACGCUGGCCAAACAAAGUGGAAAUCCGUCAUUACUAAAGGAAUGCGCAGCAAUUCUUGAAGAAAACAAGGCUUGGCCAGAAGCUGCCACCCUUUUCGAAGCAAUGGGUAGCAACGAAGCAGCAGUUGCCGCAUAUCUUCGCGCUAAGAACUACAAGCGUGCUGGUAUCUUACUUUCUAAUGCAAGUUAUAUUGACCUAACUGCUUCUUUCCUAUUCCAUUAG